Cimex lectularius (bed bug) is the source of this 1252-nucleotide messenger RNA. RefSeq names its product proteasome subunit alpha type-1-like. Gene Ontology annotation, cellular component: nucleus; proteasome core complex, alpha-subunit complex; proteasome core complex. Gene Ontology annotation, biological process: ubiquitin-dependent protein catabolic process. The transcript has 5 exons. Lineage: Eukaryota; Metazoa; Arthropoda; Insecta; Hemiptera; Cimicidae. The record is from RefSeq and is a predicted model, not a curated record. Bases 225 to 1085 code for a protein of 286 amino acids.
UGUUUUUUUUUUUAAUAGAACAAUUCCUACGAUUUAGCGCAGCCAGCGGAAUCGCCAAUCGGCGAAAUUCGUCUUGCCGCUUUUCUGUUGACCGUAACCUACGCGUGAGAGAGGAAAUUUUGUAUUUUGUGGUCUCAUCGCUGAUCACACCUCCUGUCUGUCCGUCGAGUAUCGCUUCGCGUGCCAAGUUUUAUGUUUUAGGACUUGGUCUCUCCUCUUCGAAGAUGUUUAGAAACCAGUAUGACAGUGAUGUUACUGUUUGGAGCCCUCAGGGGCGACUUCACCAGGUUGAGUAUGCAAUGGAGGCAGUUAAACAAGGUGCGGCGACUGUUGCUGUUAAAAAUAAAUCACACGCCAUUCUUGUCGCCUUGAAAAGAGCAACUUCUGAACUCUCAGCUCACCAGAAGAAAAUAAUACCUCUGGAUGUCCAUAUAGGCAUGAGUAUCUCUGGGCUUACUGCUGAUGCAAGAAUAUUAGGGAGACACAUGAGGACAGAAUGUAUGAGUUAUACAUAUUCCAAUGGAACACAGAUCCCCGUCAUUCGCCUUAUGAAUAAAGUUACGAACAUGAUGCAGCUGUGCACCCAGCGUUACGAUAGGAGGCCUUUUGGGGUCGGCCUUCUUGUCGCCGGAUAUGAUCACGACGGCCCUCACAUAUUUCAGAUAUGUCCUUCAGCCAUUAUGUAUGAAUGCAGGGCGAUGGCGAUUGGUUCAAGAUCUCAGAGUGCAAGAACGUACUUAGAAAAACAUUUAAAUGAAAUCAGUACUUGCCCGAAUGAAACUGAACUCAUCAAACACGGCCUUCGAGCAUUGAGGGACUCGAGCCCCAACGAUGUAGACUUAAAUAACAAGAAUGUAGCAAUUGCUAUCGUUGGGAAAGAUAAACCAUUGCAAGAGUUCACAGAAGAGGAGACGCAGGUUUAUCUAGAUAUGAUAUUGAGUGAGGAGAGACGAGGAGGAGGCCCUGCUGUGGGUACCGCUGCCCCACCAGGUGACGCUUCAGGACCAGCCUCCAGCAUAGGCGUAGAUCAGCAGCCUCCAACAGGCUCUGGGGGAGAAGAUGCUUCUCAGAUGGACACCCAAUAAUAACUAUUACGUUUGGCUCACAAGCUUUAUAAUAUUUUCUACAAGUUGUCCUAUUUUUAAUAAAUGUUGUGAGAUAGUGUGGACUUCAUUUUUCUUUGCUGUUUAUUUUUUUCCGGUUAAAACAAUAAGGUAUUUUCAAGGUAAUUAAUAUUAAAUUACAUUUUUAA